This is a messenger RNA of Exophiala mesophila, 2292 nucleotides long. RefSeq lists its product as uncharacterized. The coding region runs from base 74 to 1483 and encodes 469 amino acids. Gene Ontology annotation, molecular function: ubiquitin-protein transferase activity; protein binding; zinc ion binding. NCBI's taxonomy places the organism in Eukaryota, Fungi, Ascomycota, Eurotiomycetes, Chaetothyriales, Herpotrichiellaceae. Gene Ontology annotation, cellular component: peroxisomal membrane; peroxisomal importomer complex. Gene Ontology annotation, biological process: protein import into peroxisome matrix; protein monoubiquitination. The record is from RefSeq and is a predicted model, not a curated record. The transcript has a single exon.
GUUCUGCUUUGUGCAGUGGGGAGCUGCUCUUGAUUUUGUGUUCACACCCAUGUGCCAUAGCGCCUGAGACGCCAUGGAGUAUAUCAGCGCCCUUCAGUCCCCUGUGGAUGAUUUGAAGCCUUCGCUGUUCGAAUUGCUCUCCGAACAACAGCUUGCUGACCUACUGCCACCGACCCUCCGAUACCUCCUUGCCAUUGCCACACAUCGCUAUCCUAGAUAUCUGUUAAGAAUAUUGAACAACUACGACGAAGUAUAUGCAUUAUUGAGCGUGGUGGUGGAGAAGUAUUACCUUCAGACUUUCGGUGGCAGUUUCACAGAGAAUUUCUAUGCCUUGAAACGCGAGAAGGUGCUCAGUGUCCAGGGAGGCGAAAUCAAAAGGACUCAACUUGCAGUUCCCGACGAAGUCCGUCAGAGGCUGAGUCUCGCAGGUGCAGACGUCUGGAAAAACCUGGCGGUGCUGGUGGGCAUCCCAUAUCUCAAGAGAAAGCUCGAUGAGAGUUACGACAUCCAUAUUGCGCCCAGUGCAAGUUUACUUAUGAGUGGCAGCUUAGGAGGACCUCGAUACUUGGACCGUGAUGCUCUUCCACACAAUGCUACGAUCAAACAAAGGUUGAUGUGGUACUAUAAAUGGUUCCUGCGGAAUGUAUACCCAAGUUUAAACGCCGCGUACUAUUUCAGUAUCCUUGCGUUCAGCCUUGGCUAUCUAUUCGACGGCACCAAAUACUCCAGCCCCUUUUUGUGGAUGAUUGGGACACGGAUGCGAAGGAUGGGCCCCGCCGACUAUCGCGCUAUCGAUGCUGCUUCUGCCGCCGCUGAGAAGGCUAUUUCAACGAGUGGUCGUCCUGGUCAGGGCUUGAGUGGCUUAUUGAACCCCCGGACAAUGUAUCCCCGACUCUUGUCCAGUUUGAAGAUCCUGUUGCCCACCAGUAUCUUUGCGUUGAAGUUCUUGGAAUGGUGGCACGCCAGCGACUUUUCCCGACAGUUGACCAGAAAGGCAGCAGAAGGGUUGGAACUCCCACCCCCGAUUGUAUCUGGGAUGGGCCUGGCGAAGACACCCUCGGCAGAGAAGAAGGCUUCAGGAGCAACGAUGCCAUCCGGUGGAUCCCUCCAAAGCCCCGUUUCAAGCACGACUUAUCUCCCGAUAUUUACAGUACCACCUCCCGCCUCAAGCGAUUUAUGUCCCAUUUGCCUUCAUCCGAUCUCCACUGCUGCAGCUUGCCAAACCGGUUAUGUAUUUGAUUACAAGUGCAUUUUUCAGUGGAUUGAAGGCACUCAUGAAAGGCAAGAAGCAUUCAUGAAAGGGGAAAAGAUGAGUGAAUGGGAAGAGGAUGAAAACGAGAACUCGGACGAAAAAGACAACAACGGUGAACAGUCGAAACCUGUGAGCCUCGAAGGCAGUUGGGAAAGCGGCAAGGGUCGUUGUGCGAUCACAGGACGCAGGGUCCUGGGCGGCACAAGCGGGUUGCGUCGAGUGAUGGUCUGAAUUGUGAUGGAAAACACAACACAGACCAGCAUACUUUGAGGCUCUGUCUGCUGCCUCUUCUGCACUAUCCGACAUGGCUUUGACCAUCCUACUCGCUCUAGGUGGAGGGAUUUCGGUGCUGCCGAGCGUGGAUCACAAUGAAUUCUGGUGCUGGGAUUGAUAUCGGACACACGACCACCCACGUUACCAGUCACUCGAAUCUUCUAUACUUGGCCCACUCUGCUAGCAUGCUAGUGCUCGGCGACACUCUCAGGCAUGCAUUUAGCGAAGCAAUCAUGUCAAAAUCCAUGGCAAGCGCAGUUGAUAUACAACGGUUGCAACCGGGCCGCGUCAAUGAGUUUCGACUACAGCUCCUCGUCUUAUUGGCACUGGAGGUCAAAGCCAAAGUUAAGAGGGAUGUCCAAUCUCAUGGCAAGCCUCGCUUGUGUGAGACGACGAAAGAACCCCGGAGCAGAGCCGAAGCGCCACAAUCACCCGUACCCAGGUUUGGUGUACGACCUCCUCGCUUGUUCCUCCUGAAGUCCUGGUGCCACGCAUCGACGGUCACGGAAUUGCCAACAGGGAUGGACGCUGUUCAUGAUAGCCUCCGAGUCAUCUAGAUCAAAAACUGUCCAGGUGGGGUCAAUCCGGGCGAGAUUGGCUCAAGAGGUUUUCGAAUCCUCCAAGUCAGAUUUUCAAGAGGGACAUAGUAGUGAUGGCGGCCGGCCAGGUCAAGGGCAAGCUGAAGACCUACCGGGCCAUCUGACAGCAUCAUACUCAGUGAUAUACUAUGAUACAUAUUAGCUAUAUAGGCGAUGCACAUGUAGACU